AUGAAGAAAUUUGCCGACCGCAAACGACGUCCCACGGACUAUAAGGAAGGCGACAUGGUCUUGGUAAAGUUCAAUCCAAGACAGUUCAAGGCACUAAGAAGCGUUCAUCAAAACUUAGUGCGAAAAUAUGAGGGUCCGUUCAAGAUCAUAGCCAAGGUAGGCAAGAUCUCAUACAAGGUAGAGUUGCCUCCCCACUUCAAAAUCCAUCCGGUGUUCCAUGCAAGCGUCCUCAAGCCUUACCACGAGGACAAGGAAGACACUAGUCGGAACCAACCCCGCCGGGCCCCCAUUACUGUCACUGCCUCGCACGACCGGGAGAUUGAAGCUAUCAUAGAUUAUCAAGCCAAAUGGAAGCGAGGCCAACAAGCCAGCGCCAUGUUCCUUGUACAUUGGAAGGGACAAUCCCCAGAGGAGGCACAUGGGAGAAAUAUGAAGACUUGUGGCAGUUCAAAGACCAAAUUCGGGAGUUUUUGCAACAAUGCGCCGUGGUCGUCGCAUCAUCAGGUGGGGGAGCAUGUGAUGUCCCGCCACCAACAUAGGCAACUUUUGCAGCGAAGAAGGCGUGGAGGUUUCUAG
Molecule: messenger RNA, 576 nt
Organism: Solanum stenotomum
Lineage: Eukaryota; Viridiplantae; Streptophyta; Magnoliopsida; Solanales; Solanaceae
Exons: 1
Coding region: 1-576 (191 amino acids)
Source: RefSeq, a predicted model, not a curated record